CCGCGUACGGUUAUUGAUUGCUCUGAAAGCUAUCGUGCGUACGCUCUAGCUCCAGGAUAUCGAUUACAUUAAGGUGGAAUGAAUGAACCGACCGAAUGCCGCCUUUCAUUCGAGUUUUCCUCGUUGAGUGGUUCGGUUCAUAUUUCGAUUUUCUCGGUUCUGAACAUAGCUUUGCAGUAUGGCCACAGUCAUUGGCAAGCAAAUAGCGGCCGCACCCAUAACCCUUGUCAGCAUGGUCAAACCGAUCGGUGGCCGCAAAAACCGGUCAAAUAAUUCGCUAAAUAGCACGCCAGAAAGCUUUGAGUGUUCCACCGGUGGAGAAUCAACGGUUCAACCACCGGUGUCCUGCGUUUCUCCACUGGGAAGCAAUACAAGUUUACUACUGAGCCAUCCAGGUUCUCGGCCGUACCAGUCGACACUGCGAAGCUACAGCAAAUGGUCCCCGACCGAACAAGGUGCUACGCUAGUAUGGCGUGAUUUGUGCGUUUAUGCCAAGGACGUUCACAAUGGCCGCGGUUCGAGUGGAACGCGGGAAUCCAUUAAGCGUAUAAUUAACAACGUUAGCGGUGCAGUUACUCCAGGAACCUUGAUAGCGCUGAUGGGAUCCAGUGGGGCUGGCAAAAGCACACUAAUGUCCGCAUUGGCCUAUCGCACGCAACCGGGAACAAUCGUACAGGGAGAUAUUCUGGUAAACGGACAUCCUAUUGGACCGUACAUGUACCGGUUGAGUGGAUUUGUCCAUCAAGAUGAUUUGUUCGUUGGUUCGCUGACGGCCUCCGAACACUUGUACUUCAUGGCAAAGCUAAAACUUGAGCGUGGCAUUCCGAAGAAAACCGUCGAUCGUCUUAUUCAGGAAUUGCUAGAGCGCACUGGACUAGCCAAAUGUUCCAACACCAGAAUCGGUGAAGUUGGCGUAGGAAAGAUGCUGUCCGGUGGAGAAAAGAAACGACUUGCAUUCGCUACCGAGCUGCUCACGAAGCCAACGAUUUUAUUCUGCGACGAACCAACGACCGGUCUCGAUUCGUUUAGUGCUCAAAAUUUGGUCUCUAUGCUACAGUUGCUAGCCAAACGGGGAACUGCUAUCAUUUGCACAAUACAUCAACCGUCGAGCCAGCUGUUUUCCAUGUUCGAUCAGGUAAUGCUGCUGGCUGAUGGUCGAGUAGCUUUCGCCGGCAAACCUAACGAUGCGCUAAAUUUCUUUGAGCAGCAUGGCUACUGCUGCCCUUCGAAUUACAAUCCGGCCGAAUUUCUCAUCGGAGUGCUGGCCAUGGCCCCAGGAUACGAAAAAGCUUCCCAACGGUCGGCUCAUAGGUUGUGCGAUCUGUUUGCCGUUAGCGAAGCCGCCAGUCAACGAGAUGUGUUGAUCAAUUUGGAAAUGCACAUGGCUGAGACGGGUGACUUCAAUGUGACGGAAGAAAAGAACCUCUCGCGAAAACCACUCUGGGCUUAUACGGUGUUUUGGCUAACCUAUCGGUGCUUUUUAACCGUUGUCAGGGACCCCACGGUGCAGUAUUUGCGUUUGUUGCAGAAAAUUGGUAUUGCCCUUAUGGCGGGAUUGUGCUUUUCCGGUGCCCUCAACUUGGACCAACUGGGUGUCCAAGCCAUCCAGGGAAUCCUGUUUAUCUUCGUUUCGGAGAACACCUUCUCGCCGAUGUACUCGGUCCUGUCGGUAUUCCCGGAAACUUUUCCUCUAUUUAUGCGCGAAACCAAAUCGGGACUGUACCGAACGCCUCAGUACUAUCUGGCCAAUAUGCUUGCUAUGCUACCGGGUUUGGUUUUGGAGCCCUUAGUGUUUGUUAUCGUUGCCUACUGGCUUGCAGCACUUCGGCCGACAUUCGGUGCCUUCAUGGUGACGGUCAUCGCCUCCACGUUGGUCAUGAACGUAUCCACCGCUUGUGGGUGUUUCUUUUCUGCUGCAUUUAACUCACUGCCCCUGGCCAUGGCCUACCUGGUGCCCUUCGAUUAUAUCCUAAUGAUCACUUCGGGUGUAUUUAUCCAGAUCAGCUCAAUGCCGGUUUCCAUCUCCUGGAUGCCGUAUAUUUCGUGGAUGAUGUAUGCCAACGAAGCCAUGUCCAUCGCUCAGUGGGAGGGCGUUACCAAUAUUACUUGUUCGACGGAGGAUCCCAACUUGCCCUGCAUGCGAACCGGACAGGAGGUGUUGUCGCAUUACAGCUUCGACGAGUCACACCUGUGGCGCAACAUCGGCGCAAUGGUCGUCAUCUACUUUGGCUUCCACGUGCUAGGUUGUUUGUUUUUAUGGCGCAAAACGAAACAUGGUUAAGAGGGAUAAUUUUUGUUUUGAAUUUUCAAAUUUCUAAGCUUAAUUUAAAUACUUAUAACUUUUAACAAAAAAAU
Molecule: messenger RNA, 2355 nt
Organism: Uranotaenia lowii
Lineage: Eukaryota; Metazoa; Arthropoda; Insecta; Diptera; Culicidae
Gene: st
Product: protein scarlet
Exons: 4
Coding region: 179-2281 (700 amino acids)
Cellular component (GO): plasma membrane
Molecular function (GO): ATP binding; ABC-type transporter activity; ATP hydrolysis activity
Source: RefSeq, a predicted model, not a curated record